Copidosoma floridanum is the source of this 471-nucleotide messenger RNA. It is a transcript of the gene Dpp10, whose product is annotated as Dipeptidyl peptidase 10. The record is from RefSeq and is a predicted model, not a curated record. Gene Ontology annotation, biological process: proteolysis. Lineage: Eukaryota; Metazoa; Arthropoda; Insecta; Hymenoptera; Encyrtidae. Gene Ontology annotation, cellular component: plasma membrane. Gene Ontology annotation, molecular function: dipeptidyl-peptidase activity; serine-type peptidase activity.
UCGGGCAGUUUACAUGAUAGACCCUAUUAUUUCAUUAGAGUACAUUGAACAAAAACAAUGGCAAAAGGCGAAUCAUGAAAACAUUCAAGACUUAAGUGGAUUCACGCGACCACAAGAAUAUUAUUUUACUACUGCUGCAUGGAUCUCCCCAACAGAGGUGUGUAUCACUUGGCUAAAUCGUUUCCAAAAUCUAUCAGUUGUCUCGAUUUGUAAGAGUCCAUUGUGGAAAUGCCAGGAAAUACAAAAAAUUAUAAGCGAUGACCAUGGUUGGGUGGACACUCCUUCAGAGCCACCAAUAUUUUCAAAUAAUGGAAGUAGCUAUAUAGCUACAGCUCCAGUAAAAGAUGGGCCCUCAGGAUGUUACAGACAUAUUGUAUGGGUAAAUAUUUUGAAACGACAAGUGAUACCACUGACUCACGGCAAAUUAGAAGUCGUGAAAAUACUUGCUUGGGAUCAGACAAAUAAUAUCAU